Molecule: messenger RNA, 585 nt
Organism: Rotaria sp. Silwood2
Lineage: Eukaryota; Metazoa; Rotifera; Eurotatoria; Philodinida; Philodinidae
Source: the annotation of a GenBank genome assembly
AUGUUAAGAAUUGCUAAUAAAAUAAAAUCUCCAUUAGAAUAUGUACCACUUAAACAAAUCAAUAUUGAAUCAACAAUUCCUGUUUAUUGUUUUCCUAUUGAAGAACAAGCAGCUAUAUAUAGUUUUACAGCUCGUAUUGAUAAUCGAGAAAUAAUUGCACAAUUAAAAGAAAAAAAAGAAGCUCAAGUUGAAAAUAUUAAUGCUUUUAAACAACAGCAAUAUGGCACCUAUUUAUUAGAACAAGAUGAAAAAUCACAAGAUACUUUUAUUAUUAAUGUUGGCGCUUUACCUCCAUCAAAAGAAUGUAUAAUAACUGUAUCAUAUGUUACAGAAUUAGAUCUUAUACAAAAUUCAGUAAUUCGUUUUGUUAUUCCAACAACUAUUGCACCUCGAUAUAAUUCUCGAAACAAACGUAUUAUUUCAUCAGUAAAUACAAAAUCAAAAUAUGUUCAAUCCAUACCAUAUAUAAUUGAAUUUCGAUGUCGUAUUGAAAAAAUCUAUGGACCUAAUCAAGAACAAUAUAUAGCACGAUUAAAUUCUUCAUCACAUCAUGUUGAUAUUGAUCUUUCUGUACAUGAUGCAUAG